UGCGGCCGUCUCUGGUGCCGCGGCUAGAUGACUAAAUUGUUGUGCGUGCUUCUUUCUGGAAAGGAAAAAGUGUAAAAUUAUCUUUGUCAUCGCAAUUGCAAAGAGCAAACAACGAUAGUUGCCCUUGGAAAGGUGUAUUGUGGCAAAGUUUCUCAUUUGGACAGCAAGGCUGUCGUGGAUUGACCAUUCGUCAGAGUUAAGAAGAGCACGAACGAAUGAUCGAGGACGGGUGUGGUGUUGGUGUUCAUUUUGGGACAAGACCGUGUCCGUGGUGUCUGGAGAGUUUCGUUUGCAGAAUCGGCUAAUAUGUACUGAUGAGACAAGAAUUGUAAGAAGGGUGAGAGACAUAGGGAGGGUGUUGACCGAAUCAGACUGCAAGUAAAAGUGCGACGGAGGUAGAGACUGUGCAGAGUAAAUUGGCUUUCCGUGAGCCGGUGUGGCAUCGGUUCGCCGAUCGCUGGCACCCGGGCCCACUCGGACCUCGGAUGUGUGUCUUCCUGGACGCAGAAAGUGGUAUCGUCUCAAUUACCCACUCUGUUUAUAUUACACACAUCCAAUGCGGAGAGACCUUCAGAGGAGAUUGUGCAGAUUGCAGAAUAUGAGUUUGACCUAAGGAUUAGGAUUAGAGUAGGUCUCCGCAGCCAGGCUCAGGCCACUGCAAUCGUCGCCUGGGAUUUUUGUCCAAGGUGGCGCGGGUGGGAAAGAAAGGCUAAAAGCAGAAUUGGUUUGUCAACUGUUGUGAGUUUGUGUUUGUGUGCGUGUGUGUUUGUGCGCGCGCGUGUAUGGAUCAGUUGGGCAGUUGGGCCCAGAGGUUAGGCGAGACCCUGUCAUACUGUCGUGCCGGUUGACGGUUUUUUCGUGCUACUGAUAAUAUCAACGAGGUCCGUCGGUAGACCAGGUUUGUGUUGAAAACUGUGCAAAGGAUAUCAAGAUGCAGGUGGCAACGUUAUUCAGGGAAAGCGCCAAUCUGCUGGGUGCUUCCAGUUUGGAUCCCCCACAAACUCAUCAUCAGACUGUUCAGCAACAACAAAUGCAACAACAACAACAAUCCGUUGACAUGCAUAUGAAUCAUCAUAUGCAACAUCACUACAAAAUGUAUCCCUCUCCAGUACAUAACGGUGGGCAGAAUGGCCAAUCUAUGAACUGUUCAGGGUCACAAGGUGUAAUGGUGAAGCAAGAAGCAAGAGAUGAUGGUUAUGAGACGAGUCCAGAUCUUGAGAUGAGGAGCAACGGUGGUGACAGUAGCCAACAGUACCAUACACCACUGACACCACAUACACCCCACACGCCACACACACCUCACACACCACUUACACCUAUAUCAGCCACACCACACCAACCCCAGCAACCAGGUUCAACCGCCGUCGCCGCGCUUGGUCAGAUUGCAAUAAAAUGUGAAACGCCAGUAGACCCUUACUCCUUUGUCGAUGAAGAAAUGUCGAUGGGUGGAAUAAGGACGGCCAGUAGUCCUGGUGGAAAUCCUGAAUCCAUGACGUGCCCUGGUGGUACGCAGCCAGGAUUAGGAACGCGGACUUGUACACCACCAUGUUCUUUAUCAAAUCAACACCAAAUCAACCUACUGAUGAACGGUGCUAUAAAUCCACAGUUGGUACAUCAGCCGAAGAAACGUGGUCGGAAGAAAAAAUCAGAGAUGAUUUUAACGCCAGAAGAAGCGGAACUAGCAGAAGCUAAAAAGAGGGCUAAGACGUAUAAGGAACGGAAGAAGCACGACAGAUUUGAUGGGAUGCCAGAAGAGGAAGUUAGCAAACGUAUAUUACCCGAUCACCUUACCAACAAUCUUGACAUCAUUAUAAUUGGUAUCAAUCCAGGACUGUUUGCAGCGUACAAAGGACAUCAUUAUGCCGGGCCUGGAAAUCAUUUCUGGAAAUGUCUACAUCUGAGCGGACUUACUCCUGAGCCCUUGACGGCCGACGAUGAUUACAAACUCCUACGUCUUGGGAUUGGUUUCACAAAUAUGGUAGCACGUGCUACGAAAGGUAGUGCGGACCUUACAAGAAAAGAAAUCAAAGAAGGAAGUCACGUUCUGCUAGAAAAAUUACGAAAGUACAAGCCUAAGAUUGCAGUGUUCAAUGGCAAACUGAUUUAUGAGGUGUUUUCUGGUAAAAAGGAAUUUGGAUUUGGGAGGCAGCCGAAUCUCGUUGAUGGAACUAAUACCUACAUGUGGGUGAUGCCAUCGAGUAGCGCGAGAUGUGCUCAGUUACCCAGAGCCGCAGACAAAGUUCCGUAUUACGCUGCUCUGAAAAAAUUUCGUGAUUACCUGAAUGGAACCAUUUCCCAUCUCGAUGAGUCUGACAUUGUCUUUGCCGAUUCGAAACUAAAGAAAAAGGAUCAAGAUCCAAGCGAGGAGAAGAAAGGACUCUUCAGCGAUGAUUUAACGAGGGACGGUGACAGCCGAAUGACGACAGACUUGAAUGGCGCAUUGAUCAAACAAGAGUCUGGUGCGAUUCCCGGCAAGAAGAAGCGCGGUAGACCAAAGAAAAUAAAGAAUCCGGAAGAUCAGCAGCAGACUCACCACGAUUCGGAAAAAAUCGAUCCAAACGGUGAAGUGAUAAAGAAGCGGCGCGGUCGGCCAAAGAAGAUACACCAGCAGCAGAAGCAGCAAGAACUAGAAGCCAAAGAGAGAGAGCAUCAUCAUCAGCAGCAGCAGCAGCAUCAGAUGAUGGCGGCACACAUAAACGACGGCUACGGGAAUUCCCUGUCCAAUUGUUUCUCACCUCCCCUGAUGUCGCCGCCCAAGACCUUUGCUCACAUGGCACCAUACUCGCAAAACAUGAACGAGCCGAGUUAUUUUGGCCAUGGAAUGAACGACAGUCCCUACGGCAUGAAUCCAAAGCACAGUCCAGUUCAUCUACAACAGCACUACAGCCAAAGUCCCAAAUCCAUGUCCCUCUCCUUCACACACUCGGACCUCUCCUCGGAAAUCAAUACAGCCAUAUCAUCGGAAAAUAAUCUUGAACCCUCGCCCUUAACCUCGCCGAGUGUCGAGCACCCGGACUUUGAGCCGCCCAGCAGUAUUUCUCAGCAGAACAUGAGUAACGGACCUGGCUCGUACAAUCCGGGUGGUAAUGGUGACAGUACAGGCCAUCACGGCAGUCCGGGCACACCGUCGCACUCGAGCUACACGAGCUACAUGGGCUACCAUGAACAGCAGCAGCAGCAGCAGACGCCCGACUCGCACAAUCAGCAUCCCCAUCAAGCGACACCCACGCCCCUGAGUCAGACGGGCGACGAGCACUCGCACCAUUCGCAUCAAACACCGCCUCACAAUCAUCCGCACACGCCGACCCACUCGUCCAUGUCGCCGCAUCAUCAUCCGCAUGAGUAUGGCAUCAAGAGGAACGGCAAUCAAGACGUCGCGUCCAAGAGUCUGAGUGAUUUGGAGUCGCUGGUCGAUCAGAUACCGAGUAUCACCGAUGGUGGCGGACAACGAUUGCAGCAUGGUCAUCCCGGCAUGUCGGACGAGUCGCUCGCUGAGAAAAUGGAGGCCCAGCAUCAGUCAUAUCUCUCGAGUUUCGGCAAUUCCAACAUGUCCAACUACAGUCCACCUCUGUCGCAGAGCAACAGUGUGUAUCCUAGUCCUUUGCAUCAUUCGCCGGGCGAUAAUUACGGAUCCUUGUAUUCAAUGAAUGCGCGCCACGUGGAGGCUCAACAGCAGCAGCAACAUCAUCAGCAACAGCAGCAGCAGCAACAGCAGCAGCAUAGCAAGUCCUACACAGUGGAAAAUCUUGCAUCGAGCAAUUAUACACCAAGUGUCAAUCAUCCAAAUUCGUAUCCAAACAUCAUACCGAGUCCUCACUAUCCAAUGGGAUCGCCGAAUGGUUAUCUCUUCAGCGGUCUGGAAUCUAGUCUGAUGCAGCGUACUUAUGGGAUGGGAGGCAUGAGCGGAAUGGGAGGAAUGCAUCCCUCGCUGGGUCAUAUGUCCAAUCCCUACUCGUACAAUGGAUCCUAUUCGAGUUCGUUCGAUGCCUAUCCAUCGCCUCCAGCUGGGAUUCAUGCACCAAGUGCUAAUUAUCCGAGUUACGGUGGACCUGGUGCUGGCACUCCUGGUCCCGGGAAUUCUACACCGCCGUCUUACCUCCCACCUCAUCACAGACCACCUGUCGACCUGGCCUAUGAUGGUGUAUGAUAAUCAGUGUAAACGGAAGAAGACGCUGCUGCUGCUGCUGUUGCUGCUGAUACUGAUCGAGCUCCAGCUGCUGCUCCAUGGAAGUAUAAUCUUUUUCUACGUAUUUUUACACGUUGAACUCUGUCGCGCCCAAUCGUUCUGGACGUGCGCUGAAAAGUGGUGGGUGUUGUUCUGAACUUGUGUAUAUAGAAAAAAAAA
This is a messenger RNA of Belonocnema kinseyi, 4345 nucleotides long. RefSeq lists its product as uncharacterized. Bases 932 to 4147 code for a protein of 1071 amino acids. The record is from RefSeq and is a predicted model, not a curated record. Gene Ontology annotation, biological process: base-excision repair, AP site formation. The transcript has 9 exons. Gene Ontology annotation, cellular component: nucleus. Gene Ontology annotation, molecular function: mismatch base pair DNA N-glycosylase activity; DNA binding. NCBI's taxonomy places the organism in Eukaryota, Metazoa, Arthropoda, Insecta, Hymenoptera, Cynipidae.